This is a messenger RNA of Aureobasidium melanogenum CBS 110374, 1218 nucleotides long. RefSeq names its product glycosyltransferase family 15 protein. Gene Ontology annotation, molecular function: alpha-1,2-mannosyltransferase activity. The coding region runs from base 1 to 1218 and encodes 405 amino acids. The record is from RefSeq and is a predicted model, not a curated record. The transcript is spliced from 2 exons. Gene Ontology annotation, biological process: protein N-linked glycosylation; cell wall mannoprotein biosynthetic process; protein O-linked glycosylation. Gene Ontology annotation, cellular component: Golgi apparatus; membrane. Lineage: Eukaryota; Fungi; Ascomycota; Dothideomycetes; Dothideales; Saccotheciaceae.
AUGGCGUUACCUCCAGCGGUCCGCUUUCUGGCGAUUGGCACUAUGGUUGUCUUCUGCUAUCUCUGUGUCCAAAUCUUCCGAGCACCAUCAAGUCUGGCCGCUGGCGGCAAGGAUGCCGUCAAGUUCAGCGACAUGCCCAGGGAUCCCAACCUUGAUCCUACUGGAGAACCACCGGAACCGCUUCACCGAGUCUCUGGCAACAACUAUGCCCCCGACAACGCAAACUCGAAUCGCAUCAAUGCUACCAUCCUGUCGCUUGUGCGCAAUGAAGAGCUGGACGGUAUUCUACAAUCUAUGCGCGAUCUAGAGCGUACUUGGAACCACAAGUUCAACUAUCCCUGGACUUUCUUCAAUGAUGUUCCCUUCACCGAGGAUUUCAAGAAGGCCACACGUGCCAUGACCAAGGCCCAAGUACGCUACGAGCUCAUCCCCAAAGAGCACUGGGAAGUCCCUAGCUGGAUCAACCAAGACCUGUUCCGCGAGAGUGCAAAUGUCCUCAAGGAGCACGAUGUCCAAUACUCGCACAUGCUGAGUUACCACCAAAUGUGCCGCUGGAACUCUGGCCUGUUCUACAAACACUCCGCCCUCAAGGAUAUGCAAUACUACUGGCGCGUCGAGCCUAAAGUCCACUUCUUCUGCGACGUCGACUACGAUGUCUUCCGCUUCAUGCAAGACCGCAACAAGACCUACGGCUUCACUAUCAACCUCUACGACUCCCCUCAAUCCAUCGCAACACUAUGGCCCGAAACUCUCAAGUUCCUGGCCUCAAAUGCUCAGCAUCAACACCCCAACAACGCCAUGAAAUGGCUCACCGACAAGGAGCGCAGACCAGAACACAAUCUUCAAGCCAACGGCUACAGCACCUGCCACUUCUGGAGCAACUUUGAGAUCGCAGACAUGAACUUCUGGCGUUCCUCUGCCUAUGAAGAAUACUUUGAGCAUCUCGAUCGUGCUGGAGGUUUCUUCUACGAACGCUGGGGUGAUGCUCCUGUCCACAGUAUCGCAUUAGGACUCUUUGAAGAUGCACGCAAGAUCCAUUGGUUCAAGGAUAUCGGUUAUCAACAUAUUCCUUUCUUCAACUGUCCCAACUCUCCAAAGUGUAGGGGUUGUGUUACUGGACGGUUUACGGAUGGUGAGAAGUGGCUGCACAGAGAAGAUUGCCGUCCCAACUGGUUCAAAUAUGUUGGCAUGAGUCCUGAAUGGGCUGUUCAAGAGUAG